ACUUUCCUUUUAAUGAGAGGAAUUAAUGUUUAUUAGAAUCCUAUUGAAAAAAAUAUGCAUAGGUUGUAGGAACUGAAAAUUGAACAUGGAUAUUAAAACAACACCAUGAAAUUCCUGCCCUUUCUUCAUUUCUGCAUGUCAUACAGCACUGAUUCUAGUAAAUACCUUACCUUAUUGCAAGAAAAAAGACAAAAAAAUAUUUCUUUUUAGUUAAUUCCAAAUAUAAAUGAAGUGUCUGAGUAAUUACUAUGUAAUUCAUGUAGAAAACAAAGAUAAACUGAUUAUGUCUGCAGAUUUCUAUGUUGUCAAUGUCACUUACAGAGGGUGUUCCAUGAAUUUCUUUUAUAAUUAAAUAAAUAAAAUCCUGUUUUGUAAAUCAGGCUGAUGUAGGAGGGCAUUUUGUAACCAACAAUAUAUAUUAAAUUGACCAAAAAAAAAAACGAUGUUAAAGGAUGGAAUUCAGUAUUUUUCACAAAAACUUAAGGUAUUAGAGGUUUCUAAGGGACUCACGUAAUUUAAAAAUACCACCUGUCUCUUCUCAUUUGUCUUUUCUUUUUUGAUUUUUCAAGACAGGGUUUCUCUGUGUUGCUUUUGGACCCUGUCCUGAAACUCACUUUGUAGACCAGGCUGUCCUUGAACACUCAGGGAUUCACCAGCCUCUGCCUGCCGAAUGCUGGGAUUAAAGAAUCCAUUGACUUUCAAGGACGUGGCCAUCAGUUUCUCCAAAGAAGAAUGGGAAUGCCUGGACACAGCUCAGAGAAAUUUAUACAGAGAGGUCAUGUUGGAGAACUACAGCAACCUAGUUUCUGUAGGCCUUUCUGUAUCAAAACCAGAGCUAGUCACCUGUCUUGAACAGAACAAAGAACCUUGGAUUGUGAAUAUAGAGCAAGCAGAAGACACAGAACCAGCUCUCUUUUGUUAUCCCAUUCAGGAGUCAUUCACAAAAGAGUGUACCCAGGAUACUUACCAAAGAGAAAUAUCAGGACAGUUUGAAAGUAAUAGCCUCGGUGAAUUACACAUAAGAGAGUUCUGGACAUGUAUAUCUGACAAUGAAAAGCAUGAAACAUGUGCUGAUGGAAAUGAUCUUUUUGUAGUAGCCAUCACUGACAUUCCUGACAGUAUAGAUGAAGAAGUUCCAGCUUCUCCUCACAAAGCUCACUCUGCAUCAUUUCCAUUCAGAUCCUGCAAUUUCCAUUCAGCUAUUCAAAAUGACUCAAGACACACUGAUGGGAAACAACCAACAUUCAAAGCAUGUAGACAGUAUUUUACCCACCCAUCAAAAUUUGAGGGGAAUCCAAGAUUCAGUGUUGGACAAAUUAAUAAAAUAUUUGGAAGGAUUUACAGGAGAUGCUCAGACCUUUUCAGAAUUAAUGUGGUUCAUACUAGAGAAAAAAUGUGCAAAUGUAAAAUAUGUGGAAAGUUGUUUUCUACAUUUUCAGUACUUGAGGAGCAUCAUAAAAUCCAUAUGACAAAAGAAUCAUACAAAUGUCCAGAGCAUGACAGUUUCCAUUCCCAUGAAUCAAAAUAUAGAACUCAUUGUAAAAUCCACACUGAAGAGAAUGCUUUUAAAUGUACAGAGUAUGGCAAGUUGUUUGCCCAUGGGUUUUCUCUUCAUCUUCCUCAGAGAAAUGAUUCAGGAGAAAAACUUUUCAUACAUGAAGCAUGUGGCAAGUCUUUUACUCAGAGUUCAACACUUCAUAUUCAUCAGAGGAGCCACACUGGAGAGAAACCUUAUAGAUGUAAGGAAUGUGGCAAGUCAUUUAACAAGGCCUCAAAUUUUAAAGUUCAUCAGAGGAUCCACACUGGAGAGAAACCUUACAAAUGUCAUAUAUGUGACAAGUCAUUUACACAGAGCUCAACAGUUCAAAAUCAUAAAAGAAAACAUACUGGAUUGAAGCCUUACAAAUGUAAUGUAUGUGGAAAGUCCUUUACUCAUAGCUCAACACUUAAAGUUCAUCAAAGAUUACACACUGGAGAAAAACCUCAUAAAUGCGCUGUAUGUGGAAAGUCCUUUAUUGUAGGCCCCAACCUUAAAGUUCAUCAAAGAAUACACACUGGAGAAAAACCUUACAAAUGUUCAGAUUGUGGAAAGUCCUUUACUCGGAGGUCAACACUACAUGUUCAUCAAAGAAUACACACUGGAGAGAAACCUUAUAAAUGUUCAGAUUGUGGACAGUCCUUUACUCGGAGGUCAACACUACAUGUUCAAAGAAUACACACUGGAGAGAAACCUUAUAAAUGUUCAGAUUGUGGCAAAUCCUUUACUCACAGGUCAAAUCUUCAUGUUCAUCAAAGAAUACACACUGGAGAGAAACCUUAUAAAUGUUCAUAUUGUGGCAAGUCAUUUUCUCAGAGGUCAACAUUCAUGUUCAUCAAAGAAUACACACUGGAGAAAAACCUUACAAAUGUUUAGAUUGUGGAAAGUAUUUCACUCGUAGCUCAAAUUUUUAUAUUCAUCAAAGAAUACAUUCAG
This is a messenger RNA of Peromyscus californicus insignis, 2473 nucleotides long. RefSeq names its product zinc finger protein 585B-like. The record is from RefSeq and is a predicted model, not a curated record. The coding region runs from base 671 to 2413 and encodes 580 amino acids. The transcript is spliced from 4 exons. Gene Ontology annotation, biological process: regulation of DNA-templated transcription. NCBI's taxonomy places the organism in Eukaryota, Metazoa, Chordata, Mammalia, Rodentia, Cricetidae.